This is a messenger RNA of Sabethes cyaneus, 1473 nucleotides long. RefSeq names its product MDS1 and EVI1 complex locus protein EVI1-A-like. Bases 1 to 1473 code for a protein of 490 amino acids. The transcript has a single exon. NCBI's taxonomy places the organism in Eukaryota, Metazoa, Arthropoda, Insecta, Diptera, Culicidae. The record is from RefSeq and is a predicted model, not a curated record.
AUGCGAGAAAAAGAUCACUCACCAAGAAAAAUGCUUCCCAGUCCUAAGCAAGGGGCGGUCUAUCCGCUACUUGGCCUGGGCUCGACCGUGUCGGCUCAGCUACCGUUCGAUUUUUCCACCAACAACCGCUCCUCGUCUUCGAAUUUAUUGCAUCAACAGCAAAGUUUGCUGGAUCAACCGCUGGAUCUACGGGUAGAUCAUAAAAAGUCGACGAACAGUAGCAAUUCAACGACCUCCGACGAAGAGGAACCUCUACGAACUGCCAACGAGGACACCACCAAGCCAGGCGGCGUAAUACAGUUCCAGGAUAAUAAUAAUAACAAUAAUCUGAGCAAUAACAACACCACAAGCCAUCGAAAAAGUCCAAGUCCUAUCAAUAACAAUAACAAUAAUAAUAACAAUAACAACAACAACAACAACAACAACAAUAGUGUUAAAUACACCAAUAACAACCACAUCAAUGUGAAAGACGAGUUCCGAAUAUCUAAUCUAGCGAGUCACAAUCCUCCAAUCUUCCCACCGCCCGGGAUUAAUCCACUCAUGCUGGAGGCGAUCGCUAAGGCCGGCUUGCCUCUGCCGGGCUAUCGGAAUUCCUUUCUACCCGCACGCUCUCCCGUCACGUACGAUCUCCAGCGGCUGAAGGAACGAGAUGCCCUCGCCGCAAGUCUCAACCAGCUUCGCCAGGGAACCAACGGAAACGGAAUCCCGAGCAGCAACAGUAACAACAAUAACAACAACAACAAUAACUCGAACAGCAUCAACCACAAUCUACCGCCGGGGGCUGCCAAAAACAAAGAUCGCUACUCGUGCAAGUUCUGCGGUAAAGUGUUUCCUCGAUCGGCCAACCUGACGCGGCAUCUGCGGACGCACACCGGCGAGCAACCGUACAAAUGCAAGUACUGCGAACGUUCCUUCAGCAUAUCGAGCAACCUGCAGCGUCACGUGCGGAACAUCCACAACAAGGAGCGUCCCUUCAAGUGUGCCCUCUGCGAGCGCUGCUUCGGUCAGCAGACCAACCUCGAUCGUCACCUCAAGAAGCACGAAGCCGACGCCGCCGGACUGGGUCUCGGGCUGGACGAACGCCUCCGGGCGGCCCGACGAAACAGUCGUGGCAUUCCGGAGGAUUCGUACUUCGAGGAGAUUCGUUCCUUCAUGGGUAAGGUGACACAACUGCCCAUCCCUCUGCGGAUGCAACCCCAGCCACACCAUCAGCCGCAUCAAUCGCAGCAGCUACAACACCAGCAGCAACAGCAGCAGCAGCAGCAGCAGCACACUACACUAUCGGCCCAGGUCCAGGCUGCGGCCGCAGCCGCCGCCGCCGCCCAGCAGCAAGAGGCGACCGGAUCAUCUCGCAGUUCGACUCCUUCGGAGCCGGCUUCACCGGCCGGAAGCUCGCGCAGCGGUCAGCUGGAAAUCAAAAUGGAAGCCAACGACGAUGACGACGACGAGGGGGAACAGGUGCAGGUUACCUGA